GUGCGGGAGGACCAUUAGCCACAGUUGGUACUGAAAACAACCCAAGAAACGGCAGUCAUCAUACCCUCUUGAGCUGCGCAAUGUCGGUAGCGUCGACCUCCAAAAAGCGAAAAGUAAACGCCAUUAGCGGCGGUACAGCAGCCUCCAUGACCAGCGGCAGCAGCGUCCCUUCUGCAUCAGAGCAGCAAUCUGCGAGUGCGUCUCGUCUGAUGCGCUUCACGGGACAUGCCUACUUGCGACAAAGAAUCGUUCUUUCGGUGUUGUCUGGGCGUCCAAUUCGAAUAGACAAGAUCCGAGCAUCGUCGUCGUUCACAGAGCCCGGUCUUUCCAAUUACGAGGCAUCAUUUCUGCGUCUCAUCGAGAAGAUCACUAACGGCAGCAAAGUGGAGAUUGGGUACACCGGUACUUCCAUCUUCCUAAAGCCGGGGAUUGUAAGCGGUGGAAAGGUGACGCACGACUGUGGGGCGGACAAGAGCAUCAGCUGGUAUCUAGAGUGGAUUAUCUGCCUUGCGCCUUUUGCCAAGCGUGAGCUCCACCUCACCUUAAAAGGCAUCACGACGCACUAUAACGAGCUUGGGGCGGAUAUUCUCCGCACUGUCACUCUGCCGCACUUGCAACUCUUCAUGCCGACCGAGCUUUCCUCCCUCUCUUCUCCCCUUGAACUUCGCAUCCUCAAACGAGGAGCACCCCCGCUUGGUGGUGGCGAGGUGUUCUUUUGUUGUCCACUCCUACCUUCAACGGGAGGUACGGGAUCGGGAGGGUCAUCGGCGGGUGGCAUGAUUAGGAGCUUGAACUUUACGCAGCCUGGUCGCGUACGACGAAUACGAGGUAUCGCUAGCGCUACGCGCGUCAGCCCGCAAAUGGCAAAUCGCAUGAUCGAUAGUGCCAGGGGUGUCCUCAAUAGAUACAUUCCGGAUUUGUACCUCUUUGCAGAUGUGUUCAAGGGUGAUGAAAGCGGCAAAUCACCAGGCUACGCGUUAUCCCUUGUUGCAACCUCCACAACAGGUGUUCUGCACUGCGCAGAAGCGCUUUCCAAUCCUUCAUCCUCAGAACAGUCCCUAUCCACGCCCGAAGAAGUUGCACUCAGUGCUUCCCGCGCUCUCUUGACGGAAAUUGCUAGCCGGGGCUGCAUAGACCGUGCACACCAAGCGAUGGUCCUCCUUCUGAUGGCCGUAGGACCGGAGGACGUGAGCAAGGUGCGGAUGGGCCGUCUCACGGCGAAUGCGGUGCAAAUGCUCCGGGACAUACAAGAUACCUUAGGAGUCAGGUUCAAGAUCAAGGAUGCUGAUGCGGAGCAAGGGAAGAAGAGGGCGAAGAGUGUUGUGCAUGCCGAAAACGCCGAGCCGAGUGAAACUAAAGUGGAGGUGGAAGGGGACGAAGUGAUACUAAGCUGCUUUGGUGUUGCGGUCCGGGGCGCUCGCAAGGUUGGGUGAGGAGGCCGCAGGGGUAUGCAACUCUGCAAUGUAUUCUGCUGGUUGCUGCAAGUCUUCGCUAUCCUAC
Molecule: messenger RNA, 1500 nt
Organism: Tilletiaria anomala UBC 951
Lineage: Eukaryota; Fungi; Basidiomycota; Exobasidiomycetes; Georgefischeriales; Tilletiariaceae
Product: 18S rRNA biogenesis protein
Exons: 3
Coding region: 147-1433 (428 amino acids)
Biological process (GO): endonucleolytic cleavage of tricistronic rRNA transcript (SSU-rRNA, 5.8S rRNA, LSU-rRNA); ribosome biogenesis
Cellular component (GO): nucleolus
Molecular function (GO): RNA endonuclease activity
Source: RefSeq, a predicted model, not a curated record